AUGCAGGAGUCGGUUGAGCUGCGCGACCGGCAGUGGGAUUCCAAAGGUGCCAGCAGUAGUCAAUCGCGAGUCCACGAUGAGCAGGGUCUGGGACGAGUGGGUAAAAAGCAGAUUCUCAAACGUCGAUUUGGGUUUCUGUCGAUCUUAGGCUUCAGUUGUACCAUCCUAGCCUCCUGGGAGGGGGCCUUGUCCACCUUCACCAUCUCCUUCGAAGAUGAACUCCGUAGUGGCGGCCCGGCCGGAACCGUUUACAGUUUUCUGGUUGUCUGGCUGGGAACAUUUUCCACCUUCGUCACCCUGUCCGAGCUGGUUUCGAUGGCUCCUACCUCGGGCGGGCAAUACCACUGGGUGUCGAUGAUGGCCCCCCGGUGGUGUCAGAAGUACAUCAGCUUUCUCACCGGCUGGUUGAUCGUGAUCGGCUGGCUGGGCGCGUUCACGUCCACUUGCUAUCUGAGUGCCUCGGAGAUUCAGGGCCUGGUGGUGCUGAACCACGCGUCCUACGUCGCCGAGCCGUGGCAAGCCGUGCUGCUUUUCUGGGCUAUUGUGGCGUUCGCCGUGUUUGUCAAUGUGGUCGCCAGUACCAUGCUGCCCAAAUUCGAAGGGUUUGUCCUGAUCUUGCACCUGGUCGGGUUUUUCGCGAUCAUCAUCCCCCUGUUGUACCUGGGCGAGCACAACCCCGCGUCCGAGGUCUUUGGGCAGUUCGCCAACGAAGGCGGCUUUCCAACGCAAGGCUUAUCCUUUAUGGUGGGCAUGGUGGGGAAUAUGUUUGCCUUUACCGGCGCCGAUGCCGCCGUCCAUAUGAGUGAAGAAAUCCACGACGCCGAACGCGUCGUGCCGCAGUCGAUUCUCACCUCGGUCUUGAUCAACGGCCUGUUGGGCUUCGGUAUGACCUUGUCGACGCUCUUCACCAUGACCAAUUCCACGGCCGCCCUGGAGUCACCCACGGGGUACCCGUACAUGCAGAUCUUCUGCUCGGCCACCAAGUCCAUGGGGGGUUGUACCGUGAUGUCGGCCAUUGUGCCGAUCUUGGUCACGGCCACGGCCGUGGGAUCGUUGGCCUCGUCCUCCCGCAUGGUGUGGUCGUUUGCGCGAGACCGGGGUCUCCCCGGAUGGCGAUUCCUCAGCAAGGUCUCCCUCUUCCCCCCUCCCUUCCUCCCUGGUGCCUCGUGUGUUAACGCCCAAGCCGUUCCGCAAUACUCCAUCCUCGUGGUCACGGUCGCGGCCGUCCUGCUGGCGCUGAUUAUUCUCGGCUCCGCCGCGGUGUUGAACGACGUCGUCUCCCUCUGCGUGAGCGCCCUCUACACCUCCUACCUGUUCUCGGCCUUCCUCCUCAUGUGGAAGCGCUGCACGGGCGGGAUCCGCGAGCCCUCCGACACGCCCAGCGAUACCAUCGUGAACACGCCCGGCGCGCCGCUGUCCUGGGGCCCCUUUCGCAUUCGUGGCGCGCUGGGCAUCGUCGUCAAUGGGUUCAGCAUCGCCUAUCUGACCAUCGGGGUGUUCUUUAGCUUCUGGCCGGAUGAGAUGAACCCGACCGCCAGCACGAUGAACUGGGCGGUGGUCGGCACCGUGGGCACCAGCCUGAUCAGUACGGUGUACUAUGUCCUGUGGGCCCAGAAGGAGUAUACGGGGCCGGUGGUGGAAAUCGAUCGCUAUGGGUGA
Molecule: messenger RNA, 1659 nt
Organism: Aspergillus ibericus CBS 121593
Lineage: Eukaryota; Fungi; Ascomycota; Eurotiomycetes; Eurotiales; Aspergillaceae
Product: choline transport protein
Exons: 8
Coding region: 1-1659 (552 amino acids)
Biological process (GO): transmembrane transport
Cellular component (GO): membrane
Molecular function (GO): transmembrane transporter activity
Source: RefSeq, a predicted model, not a curated record